Molecule: messenger RNA, 5013 nt
Organism: Oxyura jamaicensis (ruddy duck)
Lineage: Eukaryota; Metazoa; Chordata; Aves; Anseriformes; Anatidae
Gene: CHST12
Product: carbohydrate sulfotransferase 12
Exons: 2
Coding region: 264-1523 (419 amino acids)
Biological process (GO): proteoglycan biosynthetic process; carbohydrate biosynthetic process
Cellular component (GO): membrane
Molecular function (GO): sulfotransferase activity
Source: RefSeq, a predicted model, not a curated record
GCGGAGCCGCCCACGGCGGGGCGGGCCGGACUCAGGGCGCGGGGCUCGGUGCCUGCGGGGUAACGGGACGGACAGACGGAGGGACAGGCAGACGGACGGGCCCUCCGGGGACUCCAGCCCGCCGGCAGCAGCAGCCCCCGCUCUCCUUCAGCGACCCCCCGGCAGCAGGCUCCUGCUCUGCAGCACCAUGCUGGAUCCCAACCCCCACUCUGCAAGCCGGAGGUGAACCCAAGUGAAAGCCAGCUAUCACAGUAGCUGUCAGGAUGACCAAAGCACGGCUCCUCCGUCUCUCUGUGGUGCUGGUCUCCAUCUUCAUGAUCCUCCUGAUCAUCGUGUACUGGGACAACGUGGGGACAGCACACUUCUACCUGCACACGUCCUUUUCCAGGCCUCACUCCCCAGGGGCCAUCCCUGGUAUCACUGCAGGUGGAGACUGGGAAGCCUUGCCAGAUGUGGAUGAAUUUUUGGCAAAGCUCCUUAGUUCGAACUUGAAACAGAACAGCUCUACCUCCCGAAAGACAGAGCAGCUGCUCGUCCAGGGCUCCAGCAAGCCUGUGGUGAGCAAUUUGGAGGAGAACGUACGGGGCUACGACUGGUCUACACACAAUGCCAGAAACAGCUUGGACCAAGAGAAACUGCAGAUAGAGAGGCAGAGAACGUUGCGGGAGUUCUGUGCCAAUUCCAGCUUCGCCUUCCCCACCAAGGAGCGCUCCUUUGAUGACAUCCCAAACUAUGAGCUCAACCACCUGAUUGUGGAUGACCGCCACGGCAUUAUUUACUGUUAUGUCCCCAAGGUGGCCUGCACCAACUGGAAACGGGUGAUGAUUGUGCUGAGCGAAAGCCUGCUGGACCAGGGGGUUCCCUACCGAAACCCCCUGGAUAUCCCACGGGAACACGUUCACAACACCAGCACCCACUUGACUUUCAACAAAUUCUGGCGUCGCUAUGGGAAAUUCUCCCGGCACCUCAUGAAGAUCAAGCUGAAGAAGUACACUAAGUUCCUCUUUGUACGGGACCCUUUUGUCCGCCUCAUCUCUGCCUUUCGCAGCAAAUUUGAGCUGGAGAACGAGGAGUUCUACCGGCGUUUUGCCAUCCCCAUGCUAAAGCUGUACUCCAACCAUACCAACGUUCCCACCUCUGUUAGCGAGGCCUUUGGGGCAGGCCUCAAAGUCUCCUUUUCUGACUUCAUCCAGUACUUACUGGAUCCCAGGACAGAGAAGAUGGCCCCCUUCAAUGAGCACUGGAGGCAGGUGUACCGGCUGUGCCACCCGUGCCAGAUAGACUAUGAUUUCAUUGGGAAGCUGGAGACGCUGGAUGAGGAUGCUGCUUAUCUACUGCAGCUCCUCAAAGUGGACAGGCUGCUCCGCUUCCCCCCCAGCUACAGGAACAGGACUGCCAGCAGCUGGGAGGAUGACUGGUUUGCCAAAAUCCCACUGGCCUGGAGGCAGCAGCUCUACAAGCUUUAUGAAGCAGACUUUGUACUCUUUGGCUAUCCCAAGCCAGAAAACUUGCUUAAAGACUAAAAGCGAUUGGGCUGUGGGUGUGGGAGGGAACAUCUGAAAUACCAAAAAUGUUUAAAGCCUCCUCAUUUUUGCUCUUAACUCCCUUCCCCCAUACAGGUUGGUACAAUGGAAUAUAUUUUUUCUACUGCUUCCCUUUCCAUUUUUGCAAUAAUGCUGGAGUCCAGGAUAUUCCAGCCAGCUGUGCAUAUGCAAAAAAAAAAAAAAAAAGCCUGUUUUUUAUCAUUGUUUUCUGGGUUUUCUUUUUUUUUUAAAGUCCCCUUGUUCACAAUGGGUUGCUGCCCAUGGUCACUCUGCCAACUGUGUCCUUCAGUAGCUUUUUAUUAAUACUUUUUUAAAAUUAAUAUAUUUAAGAUAUUUAAUACAAAGCGUGUGUUGUGGCAAAGGAAAGGAAGGAAUAAAAAACAAAAAGUCCAGGAAAAACCCAAGAAGUGGUGCAUCUGCCUCUCUGUGUUGUCUUGGGGCUGUUUUUUGUGCUGGAGGUGUGGUGUUGGCAGAGCACUUGAAUCUCUUGGGGAGCUGGGUUUGUCGGCGAUGCCUUUUACCUGCCACAUCUGCCUGUGGUUGCUCUGAGCUGGAUGCAAGGCAGCUGGGGCAGCUCUUUGACUCUGCCAAACAUCCCUGGAAGAAUAUCAGAGCUCUGGUGAUGCUUGCAGCUGGGGUCACCAAAGGGAAGUGGCUGGGAGCACUGACGCCAAGACCUGUGGCCAGCCCAGCAUCCUGCACGGCUUCCACUUGCAGCAAAGUGGUGGAGGGGCUCGGCUUUCCAAAAAGCUGUGUUUGCUCAGCCCCUGCUUGCAUGCUUUGCAUCUCCCACAAUGGUCCUUUUGGGGGUUGUGGACAACGUGGAUGGGCAGAGCAUGCUCUUCGAUGAAUGUGCUGCUCAGAGAUCAGCAUCACGUCUCCACGCAGCAGCUUAGGCAGGAACAGUUCUUUCUGUUGCAGGAUGGGGCUGAGGUCUGCUGCUCCACGACCUGGUCGCUGCUGUGUUACACCCCCAUCGCUGUGAGUGCUUUAGGGGGGUGGGACAGGGGUGCAGAUACUUAUCCCAGGAAGAAUAAAACCCAAAAGAUUUCUUUCAGUUGGUGUGUGCUAAGGCAAUCUCAAAAUUCAUUUGUUUUCAGAGUGCUGACUAUUGCUCGUGACACUGCAUCCUCAUCUGCUGCAUUUCUGUUUAUACCAACUGACUGAUGCAGAUUUAAUCAUCUGCCUCGCUGGGACCUGCUGCAGGAGUGAUGGUUGCCCACUGUGCUAGGAGCCUGUGGGCUGCUUCCCAAAGGAAAUUAAUGCUUUUAGAGACACUUUUUGUAUCUAAUCAGCUGAAUCUUCUUCUCUCUGAAUUGCUUUGCAAAAACAGUCUGCUCUGCAGAUUGGGCAAGGAACUCCUUUAGAGCUGAAAUGCUUAAUUACUUCUUGAGCUGUGAAUGGUAUCAGUGAUUAAAGUCCAGGUUCAGGCUUUGGGAGGCAGCCCUGUGUUGUGGGCAGACUCCUCUGAACUGACAUUUUCUGUUUCUCUUUGAGGCCAUCAGCAGGCAUGACUUUUCCUCUCCAUUUCUUUACUUCUCCAAGCUCUGUACAUGUGUGUCGUAUUGGCAUAGUGCUCUCUUCCUGGUAAAUAGGCUGCAUCAAGGUUUUUAAUCUUUAAGUAAAAGGUAAUAGCAAGGAGUUAUGCUGGAGGCAAAGAAACUGUUUCUCAUUGUAUUCACAGCACUCUUCUGUAAUUUCUGCAGAGAUAUUUGCAGUUUAAAUGAGCCUGAAGCCAUGAUCUGAUUCUUAGUGCUUAGAUCUUCACAGCUUGGGGAAAAAGGAAGUUCCUGUUUCUGAGUCAUUAUUUAAAACUAAUAAUAGAAAAGUGUUGAUCUAUUCAAUUUUUUUUUUCAAUUACAAGCUAAUCGCUGAAAAACAGAAAGACGUUGAGACUCUUUGUCUCCUGUAAUGAGUAAUCCCGGGAGUCUCACGGUUCCUGUGAUAUUUACAUUUCUUCAGGGUGGGUUCAUCCUGCUCUUCAAAGAUACAGCAUGGAUGUUUUAGGCUGUUGUCAUUACAACGUGUUUAUUUUUUUUUUCUUUUAAUUUCAAUUUAAUUGAUGUUUAGUAUUUGCAGACGUGGGCAGCUGGGAACAUAGCACAGACGCGCUGCCAAGCGCAGCAUAGCAUGAGCUGUGCAAACUUCCUUCCAGCUGCUUCCCCUGCACCUCUUGACCAAGUCCUGUCUCUUCCUGCCCCUCUGAACUGUGCUCAGCCGAUGUGCCCCCUGCAAUGCUCAUCCUGCAAACCAGCUGCAGCUGCAUCCUCACCUGCAGUCACCCUGUGAUUCAUGGCUGUGGCUUGUCCCAGGCAGCGCAAGAGCAUCUUUCCAUGGUCACCAGCUGUAAGUCGCUUGUUGUAGGCAGAGGAGGAACUGGUUGCAGGGUGUUACCCCUCUCGACUCUCAUUUUCAGUGGUUGUGCAAUUGGCAGAGAACAUGCAGGGUGGCUGCAAGUCUACCCAGCAGCUGCUCUGUGUGAUGGGAGAGCAUCCUCUCUUUACAUCUGCCUUGUAAUUUCAACAGCAGUAGAAGAAAAAACCCUCCCUCCUUUGCAAACCUCAGAGAUGGGACUCUGCAUGCACCGACUCCCCUCCUCUGUCCCCCCACAAAGCUGGGCAAAGUGGGUAAAUUCCUGCAUUAUGUGCUAAUACCACCCUGAGUCACGCUUAGGUCCAUUGUGCUCCAUGUGCAAGGUUCAGGAAGCUGCCUGCAGGCUCUGGCUUCCCCGGCAGCUUCACCCUUGGUAGUUGUGGUCAGGGUGGUAAGGAUGGUUCAAGAGGGCUGUCUUCCACGGUUUCCCUCUUUCACCAAAGUCCAGCCUGCUUUUACUUUUAAGAAAUUUCAAUCUUUGCAGACCCACACCCAGCCAAAGCUCUCUGUGCCUCCCCUUGCCACGCUCCAAAACGCUUGCAGGGAGGAGCAAAAAGCUCCGAUAGAGAGGGUCGCUUUGCAGUGGGUGGCUUCUGGCUUCCAAAUAGCUUGUUCCUUGCUGCUUUUUCUUUUGAAGCCCUCCCUCCCCACCCUUCCAGCAUUGUGAAUGUAUUGUUAAGGAGUCCGAGGCAAUCCAGGCUGCGCUGAGCUUUGCGGUGAGACCACUGUGUUGCCAGAACUGGGACAGAGCCUCUGGCUUUGGGAAUGUGCAUUUUUUGUGGGUUUCUUGCUCUGUUCUGAUGAUGUAAAAGUGGAGGGAUUUGGGGGGGGGGGAGAGGGAGGGAGGACAAAGAGUUCAAACCAGCCGUGCUUCCUCUCCCUGGUUUUCUAAAUGAGCUGGAAUUCAGUAUUUAACAAAUAAUGGCAGAACGAUUGGCAAAGGCAGGCAGUAUGCAUCCAUGCUGGACUGCAGUCAAGAGAGGACUAAAAAUCCUGAGUUUAGAUGGCUUUGAUGCCAGUACUGAUUUUAUAAGGGAUAGAAAAACGUUUUGAAGUGGCCUACUUGUGUCUAAAUAAACCUGGCUUUGUUGUUUCA